UUAUCUAACUUUCAUGUUCCACUCGUGUUCCCAUAGGAAACACAGGAACAGUAUAGAGUCAGAGUCAGAACAAUUAGUUCUUUUCCGUCAGCCAUGGAAGCACUGAACUGGACCCAUGUGCAGAAAUGUUGGAGCAGCCCCAGAUUCUACACACACACACACACACACAGUCUGAAAACUCCACAUCUGACUGAAGCACAGACUCCGGCUGCAGCUGAAUGAGGAAACUUUAGCAGCUUCUGUCUCGGUCAGGAAUGGAAAUGUUGCAGCGUAGAAACCUGAGGUUUUCUCCUCUGCUGCUGCUGGUUCUGGUUCUGGUUCUGGUUUACGAGGCCACGGGUCAGAGAAGAACGACACAAGGACACAACAUCAACUACAGGCUGCAUGAAGAUGGAGAUGAUGAUGGAGGAGAAGAAGCUCAGGCGUGUUCUCUGGAGGUGGCCUUCAUCCUCGACAGCUCUGAGAGCGCCAAGAUCUUCCUGUUUGAGAAGCAGAAGGCCUUCGUGUUGGGCUUCAGCACGAGGCUGGCCACGCUGCACAUGGCCGGCUGGAGGCUGAGGGUGCGGAUGGCCGCGCUUCAGUACAGCAGCACCGUGUCUGUCGAGCAGCGCUUCUCCGCCUGGAGGGACCUGGACUCGUUCCACGGCCGCGUCAGCACCAUGAGCUACAUCGGCCACGGCACCUACACCAGCUACGCCGUCACCAACGCCUCGCAGCUGCUGGUGGAGGAGACGGCGGCUGACAGCGUAAGGGUCGCGGUUCUGAUGACGGACGGCGUGGAUCACCCACGCAGCCCCGACGUGGUCGCGGCUGCGGCGGAGGGCAAAGAUCACGGCGUCCGGUUCUUCGCCGUGGGUUUAUCGGACAUCGCGCAGCAGAGUCAGAACAACGCCAAACUGCGAGCCGUCGCCAGCACGCCGACUCAGCAGUUUCUCCAGAGUCUGCUCGAUCAUCAGCUGGAGGACAAGCUGCUCAAAGAGAUGACUGCUGUUGCACUCGAGGGGUGUCAACAACCCCAAACGUGUCUGUGUGAAAGAGGAGAGACAGGCCAGCCUGGAAUUCCAGGUAGAAAAGGAGACACAGGGUUCAGAGGACCACCUGGUCUGAAAGGAGCAAGGGGAGAGCCUGGAUUAAAUGGUCGGCCUGGAAUUGAUGGUCCAGAGGGUCGUCCAGGUUACAAAGGCAACAAGGGAGACAGAGGAGACUGUGGAACUCCAGGAGACAAAGGAGACGCCGGAUUUGAGGGACCUCCAGGCUCACGAGGUUCAAAAGGAGAAAAGGGUUCACUUGGACCACCAGGGGACGCCGGUCCUGACGGACUUGCAGGACCUAAAGGAGACAAAGGACACAGUGGAGUUCCUGGACCACCGGGAGAAUUUGGGAUUGGAUUUCCAGGAUCCAAGGGUGAAAAGGGUCUUCAGGGAAGACAAGGACCUUUAGGUCCUGUGGGCAGAGGAGAACCAGGACUACCAGGACCUCCAGGACCUACUGGAGCUCAGGGAAACCCUGGACCACCUGGAGAGGGACUCCCUGGACCAAAGGGCGAUCGAGGAUACGAAGGUCCGAGGGGCAAUCGUGGUCUCUCCGGUGUUGGGGUCAAAGGUGAUAAGGGCAGUUUUGGACCCCCUGGAGUUCCAGGUCCACUUGGUGCUACUGGUCCAGGUCUUCAAGGAGAAAAGGGCGAUCAAGGUCCAGUGGGACCUUCAGGACCAAGAGGAGCUCCAGGAAUUGGACUCACUGGACCAAAGGGUAAUCAGGGUCUUCCAGGCGAAGCUGGAGCUCCAGGAGAGAGAGGAGUGGGACAACCAGGACCUAAAGGCGAUCCAGGAGCUGAGGGGUUGCCAGGUUUUCCAGGUCAGCCAGGAGAAGACGGAGCUGCAGGACAGAAGGGUGACCUCGGGUUACCAGGACCCCGGGGACCUGACGGUGCUCCAGGUAAAGGUUCGCCUGGAAACAAGGGAGACAGAGGAGACAGAGGAGCCCGGGGCCUCCCAGGUGCAGUCGGUCCUGUGGGGCCAACGGGGCCAAAGGGAGAAGCAGGAAAUCCAGGUCCUCCAGGAACAACUGGACCCUCGGGUCGAGGAAUACCUGGAGCCAAGGGAGAACCAGGUCCUCAAGGUCCAGCUGGAGCUGUGGGAGAACCAGGACGAGGUUUUUCUGGACCUAAAGGCGACAGAGGCUCACCUGGUUCUGUUGGUUCACCUGGGGUCAAAGGUGAAGGUUUUCCUGGUCUCCCUGGUCUUCCAGGACCUCCAGGUCUGCUGGGAGAGACCGGAUCAGACGGUGUUGGUUUACCAGGACCAAAGGGAGACCGGGGUUUGCCUGGACCUGCUGGACCUGCAGGACCUCCAGGACUCGGUCUGAUUGGUGCAAAGGGUUCAGGAGGACAGACGGGACCAGUGGGUCCUCCAGGUUUACCUGGGGAAGGAAUUCAAGGAUCAAAGGGGGAGCCUGGAUUUCCUGGGAUUCCCGGUCCUCGAGGUCCUCCAGGACAAGGUCUGCAGGGAGACAAGGGCGAUCGAGGGUACAGAGGUGAGAAAGGCUUAAAGGGAGACAGAGGAGAAUCUGGAGAACCAGGAACCGCCGGAGCUACGGGUCGACUGGGAGAGAAGGGAGAACCAGGACUCACAAGAGAUGAAGUCAUUAAAAUAGUGAGAUCCAUCUGCAGUUGUGGAGUGAGCUGCCGUCAAACACCGCUGGAGCUGGUUUUCGUGAUCGACAGUUCAGAGAGCGUCGGCCCCGACAACUUCAACGUGAUCAAGGACUUCGUGAACGCCCUGAUCGACCGCGCCUCGGUCAGCAGAGACACCACGCGGGUGGGCGUGGUCCUCUACAGCCACAUCAACACGGUGGUGGUCAGCCUGGAGCAGGAGGCCUCGCGGGACGAGAUCAAGUCCGCCGUGCGCUCCAUGACCUACAUGGGCGAGGGCACGUUCACCGGCAGCGCCAUCCACCGGGCCGGCCAGGUGUUCCGCGCCGCGCGGCCAGGCGUGAGGAAGGUGGCCAUCGUCAUCACAGACGGUCAGGCGGACAGGAGGGACGCCGUCAGUCUGGAGAAGGCGGUGACAGAAGCUCAGGGAAGCGACGUAGAGAUGUUUGUCAUCGGCGUGUUGAACAAGAGCGACCCGCUGUACGAGGAGUUCAAGAAGGAGCUCAACCUCAUGGCCUCUGACCCCGACAGUCAACACGUUUACCUGAUCGAUGACUUCAAAACUCUGCCAGCUCUGGAGAAGAAGCUGCUGAGUCACAUCUGUGAGGACGGAGACAGACGACUCUUCAGCUCCGUCCCGAGCUCUGGAUUAGCUCCGGGAUUCCACGAGGUCUCUGGGAACGUCAGGGAACCUCCGUACAGGACGGACACGGACACGCCCACUUUCACCGGAGACGUCAGGAGAGUUCACAUGCUGCCCGGUCCUCCAGGUUCUCACCUGCAUAGAGAACCUGUGUCUCCACAGAAACCUGAUCCUGACACCAGAACCUCCACAGACUCUCACAUAAUCCCACUGUUUGACCCGGAGCUUUUCAGACCAGUGACAGAGGAGAAGAGGACUCCGGCGCCACCUGUGGUGGAGAGCGGAGCAGCAGCAGCUGGAGUAGCUCGUCCAACUCUGAAGGUCCCGACCGAGGAGAAGACGCCGCUGUUGACCUCUGACACCUACGCCUCAGUCCCUGCAGCCGAGCGGUGCAGUCAGAUCCUGGACCCCGGUCCGUGUCGGGACUACGUGGUGAGGUGGUACUACGACGCCACGGCCAACUCCUGCGCUCAGUUCUGGUUCGGAGGCUGCAGAGGAAACAGUAACCAGUUUGAGAGCGAGAGCGUGUGCAGAGAAAACUGCGUCAAAGCCUGAAAACAACGAGGAAAAGAACAGAAUCAGACAGAGAUUAUUCACCUUUUUAAAUCAGAGAGAUUCAUGUGUUCAUAAUGUGAAACUAAGCCUUAAAGCAACACUGUUUUUUUACCGUUAUUAAUCACUGACUUGUUGCCUGAACCUGUGACUCUGUCAAAGCUGUGAGCGCCCCCUACUGUCUGCACUGAAAGCUUUAUUUUACUAGGAAACAUCAAACGUCAAACUUGUUGACUUUAGUUUGAAUAAAUAACACGUUUUCGGUUUUAUUUUACAUUUGUCGGCCAAAUAAGACACAAACAUGGCCGCCAGCAGCGACACAUUUUAACCACUUAAAUUAAAAGACUCUACGUCAGAUUAUAUCUACGAUAUCUUCAGAACAUGUUCACGUCUUUAUCUCGCUGCGAGACAGACUUUUGUAAACCACUCACUCUCCCACACCAAAGUCCAUAGAGAAAACCAGUGAUUUUAAGACGUCAUAGACUUAAACUGAUGUAGAUUUUAAGAGUUAAGUCUUUUCAGAGUUCAGUGUGUCUGAAUAAAUAUUUUUGUACAGUGUAAAACAUGUACUUGCUUUUUAAAUCAGAAACUCACAAAAACAAGUUAUUCUUUUCCCAGACUCAUACAAUGUUUAAGGCUGCAGGGGGCGCUGUUGCUCAGGCAAACGUUACAUAGUGUUGCAUUGAUGUAGAUGUACUGUAUUAUGUUACUUACAGUGUUGAGCAGGUGAGUAAAAAAAGUCUGUUUUACCCACUGAUUUUUUUUUCUAUUUUGGAAAUGUGUUUUUUUUACUUGAUUUUCUAACAUUUUUAUGUUUGUUUAUAAUAAUGUGUAAACAAAGCAAAUAAAGUGGUCAGUCACAUAAACGUGAGAUUAAA
This is a messenger RNA of Solea solea (common sole), 4723 nucleotides long. RefSeq names its product collagen, type XXVIII, alpha 1b (gene col28a1b). The transcript is spliced from 35 exons. Gene Ontology annotation, molecular function: serine-type endopeptidase inhibitor activity. The record is from RefSeq and is a predicted model, not a curated record. NCBI's taxonomy places the organism in Eukaryota, Metazoa, Chordata, Actinopteri, Pleuronectiformes, Soleidae. The coding region runs from base 255 to 3848 and encodes 1197 amino acids.